CUUUGAACCGCCUGAGGCCUUUGGGGGACGGGGGCGGCUCUUCGUUCUGACUGAGCCACCCACUGCGUGGAGUGGAGAGAGAGAGAGAGAGAGUGGAUAGAGCUGCAACGGCAUUCUUGGUUCCUUUCCAAACCCCAACACAUCCGCAGGCGCGGCGAUUUCUCAACGGCAUUGUUGCGAGUUGAGCCCCCGCAGUACUCCGGAAGCCCUAAUUUCUAGUCGUCAAGCCUCGACCUUCUUCUUCUUCUCCCAGUCCUUGUAUACACACUACACUGCUAAAUUUACCCGAUCUUUUACCCUCUGGAUCGAAUCCCCAAUCCCUACCGAUGAGUCGGUCAGGGAUCAACUCCACGGUCUACCAUGGAGAAGUGUGCCUCGGAGAUGCCGAGGUAUUCCCCACCAACAACCACGCCUUCCCCUUCCCCAGCAACGAGAUACGCAUCAGCCACCUCUCUCCUCCCAGCGAGAGGUGCCCUCCCCUCUCCAUCCUACAGACCAUCUCCCCUUUCUCCGUCCGCUGCAAGGUCCAGGCCAAGUCCGUGACCGAAGAAUCCCUCCUACGCCGGCUCUAUCUCUCCUGUUUCCAAGAAUAUAAGAGUGCCGUGGUGGUCGUCGGGAAGGAAGAAUUGCAUCUCGUGGCCAUGCCGAGCAAGGUGGAAAAAGUCCCUUGCUUCUGGUGCUGCGCUGUGCAGGCUGGUCUGUACGCAUCGUGCCUGGGUAUGCUGAAUCUGCGGUGCCUUGCGAUCGUGUUCGAUCUUGAUGAAACGCUCAUUGUUGCCAACACGAUGAAGUCAUUUGAGGACAGGAUCGAGGCCUUGUCCCGCAGGAUCGAUGUCGAGGAUGAUCCUGUUAGGGUUUCAGGAAUGUCCGCGGAGCUCAAGCGGUACAUCGAGGAUAAGGAUCUGUUGAAGCAGUACAUAGAGAACGAUGCUGUUUCCGACAACGGGAAGCUGGUUGGAGUUCAGAAUGAGGAGGUUCCAGGACUACCUGGGAGCCAGGAGCGCAUCGUUCGGCCUGUCAUUAGGUUGCAAGAAAGGAACAUUGUUUUGACACGGAUCAAUCCAGAGAUCCGCGAUACUAGCGUGUUUGUGAGGUUACGACCUGCUUGGGAAGAUUUGAGGAGCUAUUUAAAUGCUAAAGGGCGCAAAAGAUUUGAGGUUUAUGUGUGUACAAUGGCUGAAAGAGACUAUGCUCUGGAGAUGUGGAGGCUUCUUGACCCAGAAGCUUAUCUGAUCGGCUCGAGACAACUUCUGGAUCGUGUAGUAUGUGUAAAGUCAGGUUCAAGGAAGUCAUUGCAGCAUGUUUUUCAAGAUGCGGUUUGCCAUCCAAAAAUGGCUAUGGUGAUUGAUGACCGGCUGCAGGUUUGGGAUGAUAAGGAUCAACCUCGAGUUCAUGUUGUUCCUGCAUUCACUCCAUAUUAUGCCCCUCAAGCAGAGAUGGCCAAUACUGUUCCUGUUUUGUGUGUUGCAAGAAAUGUUGCAUGCAAUGUCCGAGGUGGUUUUUUCAAAGAAUUUGAUGAGAGCCUGUUGCGGAAGAUAUUUGAAUUGUGUUAUGAAAAUGAUAUACUGGAUUUACCUUAUGCUCCAGACGUGAGUGACUACUUGAUGUCCGAGGACACUAAUGUUGUACCGAACAGCAACAAAGAUGUUCCCAUAUCAGAAAGUAUGAAUGGUUCCGAAGCUGAAAGAAGAUUAAGUCCACCGGUACACCUUGGCGAUGAGCAACAGAUGCAACAUCAAGCACAAACAUCUCUUUCCUCAUUGGAUGAUGAGCUAUCAGUAAAUCGAGCAUCUGCCAACAACAGAAGUUGUCUUGAUAGUGAAACAGGGCAAAUGACUCUACUGCCAUCCUCCUUAUUUAUUGGAGUGUUGCAAGAAAUUGGCCGGAGGUGUGACUGUAAGGUUGAGUUCAGGUCCGUCAUAGGCAGCAGCAAGGACCUGCAUUUUUCUGUUGAGGUUUUAUUUAGCACUGAAAAGAUCGGAAUUGGGAUGGGAAGAACAAGGAAAGAAGCUCAGUUACAAGCUGCCGAGAAUGCUCUCCGCAAUUUGGCUAGCGAUUACUUGCUUAGGUUGUACUUUGUUUCCAUUUCUUUUGGAAAUGCAGGCAACUAUGUAUCAUUUAUUGCACCAAAUUCUGGAAGUACUAAUAGAGAAUCAGAUAAUUCUUCACUUGGAACUGAAAAUGGCUUUCUACGAGAUAUUAUCAAUCCUGUUCCGGAUGAGCCGUCUAGGAAAGAUGACCUUGUAGGUGCAAGUACAUCCGAACAGAUGGCUCAGUCAAAUGACUCAGGAGGAUUUUCCUCUGUCCUAUCCAGUAUCAGAGAACUUUGUUUGGAGGGUCAAAAUAUAGUCUUCCGAGAUCAAGCCCCAGCUUCCGUGACAUUAAAUAAAGGAGAGCACUAUUUUCAGGUUGAAUUAGCGGGACAAAUUUUAGGAAAGGGAGUUGGUUUGAGUAGAGAGGAGGCAAAGCUUCAGGCUGCUGAAGAGGCACUCAGGACUCUGAAAGCGACACACAGCUCACAAAGGCAAAUUUCAAAUUCAUUAAGGUGCAAUAGUUGAUCUCUUUUGCUCAGGUUGCCACAACAUCCUCACAAUGGUUCUCCAAGGGAGAUUUAAUGCGGGGGUGACAGAACCUGCCAUAUUCUCAAUAUGAUAAAUAUGGAAAUCUAAUCUUCUAACUAGCAGACUAGGGUACAGCAUUGGGACUUCUUUCUUGAUUGGUUUGAAGGCCCAUGGGCAAUUUAUGUUUGUCCACUAUCAUAGAUCGAUCAUCUUGCCUUCCAGUCGAAGCAUUCUAAAUUCAACAGGAAACUCUUCCUUUGGAGUUUAAUUUUCGAAGUUUGUUCACCACAGUCUAUCUGGAAGCAUGCUCGACUGUUAGGGAUGCACGUAUCAAGGUAUGGAAAUUCCUGCGCAGAUUAACCAUGAGAGAGCUAACCUAAUUUCUAAUUCUCAAAUAGAGAUUUAACAACUAUAUAGUGUAAAGCUCUUAAUGGCUUGGUGUUGAGCCUGAAAAUGACUUCUGUAAUCCAGAGAUGUUAGUCAAUGAGUUUUUCUUCUUUUUUUU
Molecule: messenger RNA, 3066 nt
Organism: Elaeis guineensis (African oil palm)
Lineage: Eukaryota; Viridiplantae; Streptophyta; Magnoliopsida; Arecales; Arecaceae
Product: RNA polymerase II C-terminal domain phosphatase-like 2
Molecular function (GO): RNA polymerase II CTD heptapeptide repeat phosphatase activity
Source: RefSeq, a predicted model, not a curated record